Messenger RNA from Nymphaea colorata (pocket water lily), 3268 nucleotides. RefSeq lists its product as uncharacterized. The coding region runs from base 774 to 2912 and encodes 712 amino acids. The record is from RefSeq and is a predicted model, not a curated record. Gene Ontology annotation, molecular function: zinc ion binding. NCBI's taxonomy places the organism in Eukaryota, Viridiplantae, Streptophyta, Magnoliopsida, Nymphaeales, Nymphaeaceae. The transcript has 2 exons.
CCUUUCUCCAUUUCUCUCUCUUCCUCAGAUCGCUCUCUCUCUCCUCUCCCCCUCUGGGUGGGUGUGGGGUUGAAGAGGAAAACCCUCGGCUGCCCCUGCAAUUCUCGCCUUCCAUCCGAUGCCCUUUCCUCCUUUCUCUCUUUCCCCGCACGUCCUCUGAAGAGGGAAGAAAAGGAAAAAAAAAACCCCAAAAUUAGCGGGAAAUUACUCAAGAUUUGAGAUCCUGCCAUUCGUCUCCUUCCCUCCAUCCUCCCUCUGCAAAUCUUCGCCCGCCAUCGCCUCCCCACCUACUCCUCCUUCGCGCUACCCUCAGGGGCGGAAGGCCUUGUGUCCUGGUUCUUGUUCCUUGUUAGGGUUUUGGAGGAAGCGGUUCGGAGGAGGGAGGCUUUUAGUUUAGCUGUUUCGCUUUUGAUUCUGGCGUUUUUAGAGAGAAGAGUUUGAAUAUUUGGUGGGGUUUGGGAGUGAGUCAGGAGGUUCGCCACUGGAGGAAUUAGGCAUUUCUUCAGGGUCCUGAGGACCCCUUCUGCUGCCUUCUUAAGAGUGCUGGAAAUCAGUGUGUAUGUGGUGUUCGUCGGUUUGUUUUGCCUCUGCGGCUGAGAAACGGAAGCUUGAAAACUGUGAUGGACGGUCUCUUGGUAGAGGAACUAGCUUUUCUGGCUAUUCGUGGCUCUGCUAUGAAGUUCAUUAGAUUGGGUAAUUCUUGAAGGAAAUUCGGAAUCUGUGUGUUCUUUGUUUGUUGGUGAAGGGGAAGAAGGCGUUCGUUCUGUCUCUUAAUGGCAAACCACGAAUUGGCUCUUGGGCAGGCUCACAGCUUGGAUCUGCGGCGAGCCCACACUCUAGGCCUUAGCCAAGCUCAUGAUUUGGCUCUGCGCCAGAGCCAUGAUCACAGCUUAGGCCUUGGGCACAGCCACAAGCAUGAAUUGGGUCUCAGCCAGAGCCAUGCCCUCGCUCUUGCGGCACAGCCGCAUGAACUAGAUCUCUCGGACAACCAUGGCCUUCAUAGCCAUGAUCUUACCGUGGGAGAAAACCAUGAAGUGGCUAUGGACCACAAUCAAGACAUGGGUGUCAAUGUUGGUCAGGAGUUGGUCAUUGUUUCUGAGCAGCAGCAGCCAGUUGUGACUAGUCAGGCACUUGUUACACCCAUUCGUCAGAACCGAGCACUCGUUGCUGACCCAGAUCAUGAGCUGACAGUAGGGCAGGAGUUUCCAGAUGUGAAGAGUUGCCGAAGAGCCUUGAGAGAUACUGCUAUAGCGUUGCAUUUUGAGAUUCAGACCGUGAAGUCAGACAAAACAAGAUUCACAGCUAAAUGUGCUACUGAAGGUUGCCCUUGGCGAAUUCAUGCUGCAAAGCUUCCUGGUGUUCCUACUUUUACAAUAAGAACCAUUCAUGCCCAACAUACUUGUGGAGGCAUUACACACUUGGGGCACCAGCAGGCUUCAGUUAGUUGGGUUGCCAGCUCCAUGGAAGACCGUCUUCGAGAGAAUCCAACUUAUAAGCCAAAAGAUAUACUUGAAGACAUUCAUAGAAUGCAUGGUAUCACAUUGACGUACAAGCAAGCAUGGCGUGGAAAGGAGCGUAUAAUGGCUUCUCUUCGUGGUUCAUUUGAGGAAGGGUAUCGACUUCUACCACAGUACUGUGACCAAAUCAAGCGGACUAAUCCUGGAAGUAUUUCUUCAGUGUAUGGUGCAGGUCCCGAGAACUGCUUUCAGCGCUUAUUUAUCUCAUUUUUCGCUUCAAUCUAUGGUUUCAUAAAUGCUUGCCGUCCACUGCUUGGGCUCGACCGGACAGUGUUAAAGAGCAAAUAUCUUGGGACCUUGCUUCUUGCUACAGGAUUUGAUGGUGACGGUGCAUUGUUUCCAUUGGCAUUUGGAGUUGUUGAUGAGGAGAAUGAUGAGAACUGGAUGUGGUUUUUGUCUGAACUUCAUAAUCUGCUUGAAAUGAAUACUGAAAACAUGCCUAGGCUAACCAUCUUGUCGGAUCGGCAGAAAGGCAUCGUGGAUGGGGUUGAAGCAAACUUUCCCACUGCAUUUCAUGGGUUCUGUAUGCGUCACCUCAGCGAAAGCUUCCGCAAAGAGUUCAACAAUCCAAUGCUGGUGAAUCUUCUGUGGGAGGCUGCUUAUGCGCUCACUGUAAUUGAGUUUGAGGCCAAAUUACUUGAAAUAGAGGAAAUAUCUCAAGAUGCAGCUUAUUGGAUCCGACGUGUUCCACCUCGGCUUUGGGCCACUGCUUAUUUUGAAGGUACAAGGUUUGGACACCUAACAGCGAACCUCGUGGAAUCCUUGAAUACAUGGGUUCAUGAGGCAUCUGGAUUGCCAAUUGUCCAGAUGAUGGAAUCUAUACGUAGGCAACUAAUGACAUGGUUUAAUGAGAGAAGAGAAACUAGCAUGCAAUGGAACUCUAUCCUCGUGCCAUCUGCUGAAAGGCGUGUUGCAGAUGCAAUUGAACAGGCACGCAAUUAUCAAGUUCUUCGUGCUAAUGAGGCAGAAUUUGAAGUUAUAUCUCAUGAAGGAACCAAUAUUGUAGAUAUCCGAAACCGUUGCUGUCUUUGUCGUGGCUGGCAGUUGUAUGGUUUGCCUUGUUCACAUGCUGUUGCAGCACUCAUCUCUUGUAGGCAGAAUGUUAAUCGAUUUACUGAGAGUUGUUUCACUGUCACAAAUUAUCGCAAGACCUACUCUCAGACAAUCCACCCUGUCCCUGAUAAAACAUUGUGGAAGGAGUUGUCUGAGCAUGCAGAAAAUGGUGGAAAUAAAAUUGAUGUUGUAAUAUCUCCACCAAAGUCUCUUCGGCCCCCAGGGCAUCCAAGGAAGAAAAGAGUGCGUGUGGAGGAUCGUGGUCGUGUAAAGCGAGUUGUCCACUGUAGCCGCUGCAAUCAGACAGGGCAUUUUAGAACAACAUGCACUACGCCUAUAUAAAUGUUCAUUUUGAGUGGUAGCUAGAUUAUUGAGGCACCCGUAUCUUCUUGUGAAAAAUUUAGGGAUCCUGUGUAUCGAGACCUGCAGCCUUUUGUUGGAAAUUAAGUUUUCGAGAUCAUUUUUUGCUUUGAGGUAUAUGGGGCUUAUUAUCUUGUAGGAUAUCUUAGUCUUUUUACACUUUUCUGCUGUGCAAUCGCAUGUUCUAGUUUUUCCUUCCAUGUUCCCCGUUCUCUCUGUGAUGUUAUACAGCAUGCUUGUAGAACUUUAGCUGUAUCCCACUCUUCUUCUAUGGAUAGGUAAAUAAGAAAAAAAAAAUUGUAUGUUGUGAUGUUUUAUCAUGUAUGUUCUUGUAAUCA